Messenger RNA from Trichoderma aggressivum f. europaeum, 1317 nucleotides. RefSeq lists its product as uncharacterized. Gene Ontology annotation, molecular function: protein binding. NCBI's taxonomy places the organism in Eukaryota, Fungi, Ascomycota, Sordariomycetes, Hypocreales, Hypocreaceae. Bases 1 to 1317 code for a protein of 438 amino acids. The record is from RefSeq and is a predicted model, not a curated record. The transcript has a single exon.
AUGCCUGUGUUUUCACUGGGCCCUGGUGGUAUUACCACUAAGCUUCCCUCCAGUUCAAAAUUCCAGCAGAAAAAGAGACGAGAAGAACCGCAGAAGCCAAAAGAGUAUUCUACAACAUUAGUACCACAUGAUGCUGCGGCGUGGAAAGUGGCUCUGCAGGCCGGGAUCGAUCCCAAUACGAUAUGGACGGAGCAAGACUUAAAGCAAGAAUGGCUCGAACAAAAGUACAGAUGGUAUAGCUGGAAUACUCCAAUCCAUCUGACCCUAUUCUUGGAAAAUUAUACUUCUGCCGAACUCCUCUUAAAUUCCGGCGCUAAUAUCAAUCUGUGUAACGCGUUGGGUAGAACUGCAUUAAUGGAAGCCGUUCACAACCAUCAGUAUAAGACGGUGGAAUUCUUGAUCGUACAUGGCGCUGAUCUGAACGCUCCAGUUGUUGAUGGAACAUUUCAAGAGACGACUUACUGGGAUACACAUGAAAAAAUCGAAGUGAAUACUCUUCCAAUUUACGAAGCCAUACGCUUUGCAGAUGCGCGCAUGGUACAGAAGCUGGUCAAAGGUGGCUCCGAUGUGAAUUCUGCCUCAAGGGAAGGUUGGAUGCUUUUGGAUAUGGCGCUGCUGGACAAACAGGGUCCUACGAUAGAUGUACUUCUCAAACACGGCGGCCACUUUUCUAGUACAGCCCGCCAUGCGUUGCAUUUUCGUGACGAGUUCCGUGCCAUGGCACGCAACUUGUUUUCUGCAUCGACUCAACGGGAGCUGUUCCCUUCUCAGGAUCUGCUGGAAGUGUACUGGUGGGUUAUGUCAACACCAGACAUCCAGGAAAUCUUGAAUGGUCGGGAUAUAGAUACAUCCCUUACAAGUCGCCGACUCAUCAAGAGCUUCUUUAACACACUCUGUGAGAUUGCCCAGGUAGAAGACCUACAAGCAAAAGAAAAGCCUUUCUGCUCCCAAUGCGUUGCAUUUCAAUCAUGGGCUUGUCCAGCAUACGAAACAAAAUCCGACGAUCACGGUGCUGUCAUAUAUGGUGACUGUUCGGUGUUUGAGCUCUAUUCUAUGCGAGAUCAAUUGGAAGAGUCAUCUCGUCUUGGCUGUCCGCUUUGCAGUAUGAUAGCCGAUGGCAUUGAUAAGGAAGAGAGCUAUCAACGCCGCUGGCUAGGUGAGAAGGGUGAUAUGGAAGUCAAAAAAUUCGACGCGGAAGUAGUCGGAAAAGUAUCCCUUGAGCUUAUCCGUCCAGGAAGUUCAUUUUACAUGCUGCGCAUAUUGAUGGGGUCUUCUCUCAACUUCGUUCUUCACUUAACCCAUUUAGACGGUGAGUAA